Molecule: messenger RNA, 849 nt
Organism: Fusarium vanettenii 77-13-4
Lineage: Eukaryota; Fungi; Ascomycota; Sordariomycetes; Hypocreales; Nectriaceae
Exons: 2
Molecular function (GO): hydrolase activity
Source: RefSeq, a predicted model, not a curated record
UUAGAUACUGGCCUUGAAGUCACGGAUUUUGAUAUCCCGACCACAGACGGCAUCAAAAUCCCCAUACGGCUUUACCGACCCAUUCAAGGAGACUCGGGAAGCUACCAUGAGACCCAGGCCCUCUACAUCUCUUUGCACGGCGGUGGAUACCAUUUUGGAAGCCUAGAGACUGAAGACCCUCAUUGUCGGCAAAUCGCACUGAACAUCGGGUGUUCGGUUCUGAAUGUCAACUAUCGACAUACUCCUGACUGGACCUUUCCUGCACCCGUCGACGACAGCUGGGCAGCAUUCCAAUGGGCUGCGCAGAAAGGACCUGAGUAUGGCAUCGACCCGGAAAAGAUAUUCGUCGGGGGUGUCAGUGCGGGUGCCAACCUCGCGAUCUCUGUAGCUCUGCGAGCCCUCAGGGAUGACUCUCUUCCCAGCGUCAAAGGGCUCGUUCUUGGCACUCCGUCGACCGUUCAUCCGGAUCACUUCCCAGUCGAGCUUCUUAAAGGUGGGCAGAGCUCCCUUGAGCUGCACAAAGAUGCGCCGUUUAUCAACGCCCAGAAACUCCGAAACCUCAUUGAUCUUUAUCGUCCGGAUCCGUCGCAUCCUUCAUUUUCGCCGCUCCUACGACCUAUGUCUGACUUUGUUGCCUUAUGUCCGGUAUCGUUUCAUAUCGCUGGGCUUGAUCCACUCCGCGACGAAGGGCUUUUGAUGGAAGAAAAGAUGCAGACAGCUGGGGUUCAAACCACCUUGCACAUUUACCCAGGAGUUCCCCAUGCGUUCAUGUCCUUACCAACGCUUCCUUCGGCAAAGAGGUGGCGACAAGGGAUGCACAAUGAUCUGAAGACAUGGCUUGGGCAGUGA